AUGGAGCCAGAUCCUUUUGAUGGCCUUCUUGACCUAGAAGAGAGGUACUACCAGGAAGGCUAUGCUCUCGGAGUGGCAGAUGGCUCGAAAGCCGGCCGCAUCGAAGGCCGCGUCUUUGGUCUCGAGAAGGGGUUUGAGAAGUUUGCUGCCAUGGGUGCACUGCAUGGGAAAGCGGCUCUGUGGGCUGCUAGAUUGCCACAGAUGCGACAAAUUCGAGCUCUACAGGAUUCAUCCAUUGAACAUGAGCAAGUCAAAAAGCCCUUGAAAGAGCCGGGUGGUCAGAAUGGGUCCGAUGCCGGCAAUGUAGAGGCUGACACCCAAGAGGAAGAUACCCAAAGGACCCCGCAGGCAACGGCGAUCACACUAUCACUCCUUCCAAGCAAUCCGAGGCUGGAGAAGCACAUCCAAACGCUGUUUGCUUUGACGGAACCCGCCAGUCUCUCUACACAGAACACAGAGGACGCAGUAUCAAACUUCGAUGACCGUCUCAAGCGGGCAACAGCCAAAGCAAAGGUCAUUGAGAAGAUAGUCGGCGAGGGCAGUGUUGAGUCUGCUCUCGAGGGCACCGACGCCCUGAGCAACGGCGCGUCCGAGAAGCGCAGCGUCCGCCUCGCGCAAAAUGAGAAGCCUGAAAGCAACAUGGAGGACUUUGGUGCCAGUGCUCACCGCGCUCGGUCUUGA
This is a messenger RNA of Coniosporium apollinis CBS 100218, 681 nucleotides long. RefSeq lists its product as uncharacterized. NCBI's taxonomy places the organism in Eukaryota, Fungi, Ascomycota, Dothideomycetes. The record is from RefSeq and is a predicted model, not a curated record. The transcript has a single exon. The coding region runs from base 1 to 681 and encodes 226 amino acids.